Molecule: messenger RNA, 3469 nt
Organism: Oenanthe melanoleuca
Lineage: Eukaryota; Metazoa; Chordata; Aves; Passeriformes; Muscicapidae
Product: polymeric immunoglobulin receptor-like
Exons: 10
Coding region: 1261-2985 (574 amino acids)
Source: RefSeq, a predicted model, not a curated record
CUCCUCAUGAUUUUACUGCUCACACAAAGCCAAUCCUGGUGCUUUGCUGCUCUCAGGGCAAUAUCUGCCCUCAGGCAGAGCAGUUCUGUGGAGCCCAGCCAGGAGUGGGGAAUUUAUGGCUUGGUUUGGUACAAAACACAACGAUUACUGCAAUACAAGGAAUCAUAUCACGAUUAACAGCACAAAACUGCUCGGUGGAGAUUUAUCUGCAGCCAGGGAGAUUCCAAAGUGCUUCAAGGAUUGAUUUACCCAGAACACAAUCUGCUCUUCACACCCUGGCUGACCCCAGAGGGGAAGAUCAAAGCCCUGGAGGGCUGGGGAACAAAGGGGUUCCUCUAAAUCUCGCUCUGAGCCCCCAUCUCCCAGCAGAGAUGUUGUCCUGCAGCUCUGGGGACACACCAGGUGCUGGAGCUCCCAGAGGUGCCACAGGUGGGUUUUGUCAACCCCUCCUGAUGGAAGGAAAGCAGCCAAAGCCCCUGCAGGAGCUGAAAUGACUCUGUAGCUUUGGAGCCAGCACAUCCAAGCUCCUCUCAUGUUUGUUCAUGAGGAGGAAUUGUGCUCAUGAAGGAACAAAGGGCACCGAGUUCCAUCCUCGGGCCCCGUGGUCUGAACCCGCCUUGUUCACAUUUGGGACAAAAGGUUGAAGCACAAACCAUCUUUGUGACCCCAAAACAGGAUGAGAACACAGACAUGAGGCCCAGCAAACCCCAGGUGUCUGAGGAACCUUCAGCAAGUUCUGCCUGUGAAGUUCUCCUGGAAGUGGCUCAGAGCAGGCACACCUCACUGCACUGUGUUUUGUAUUAAAGCAUUUUGUCUGGAGAGCAGGGGAAUUCCUCUCAAACUCUGCAAUUUCUGCUCCUGACCUCUUUACCCCUUUUUUUCCCCCUUCUGUGAUGUCAUCACAUCCCUAGAUAGCUAAAAAAAACCAUUUUUGGGUCUUUUUAAUGACAUCUCUGCUACUCCCCUGAGCAUUUUUUCCAUCUCCACUUUGCUCAGCAAUGCACAUCAAGACCUCAGAAGAUUUUUAGAGCACCUAUUUUAAAAUCUACACAUCAGUAUAUGAAAAAAAAAAUAAUUAAACAUCAAGAGAAAAGCAAAGGUUGAGUGAGCUGCAAGCUGCAAAAACAACUUUUUUAAACAAAAUCUGAGCUGGAGGUGGAGGAAGAGAAAAUUUCCAGCACCAGAAGCAUCACAGUUUAAGUGCUCCAGCCUGGUGGGAAUUGUGACUCUGAGGGAAAAUCAAAAUUCCUUUUGCUGGACAUGGUGCUCCUGCUCCUUCUGGCAGCUCUGCUGCAAGAGCCCGUUUCCAGCAGCCUGCACGGCUCCAGGUUUUUGGCAGGGGCGCUGGGAGGCUCCAUCACCCACCAGUGCUUCUACUCCAGCAGCCCGGCCAACCGGCACCAGCGCAAAUACUGGUGCAGGGUGGCAGCCAGCGGCGCCUGCUACACCAUCGUGUCCAGCAGCUUCACCUCCAGCCAGUACAGGGGCAGGGUGGCCCUGGGGGACACCCCCCAGAACGGCUCCUUCAGGGUGACCUUGACAGGGCUGAGCAGCAGCGACUCGGGCACCUACAGGUGUGGAAUCGGCAGCACCAACCAGGGGCUCCACGUCAGCCUCAACCUGACGGUUUUGCCAGAUGCCCCGGUGUCCAGGCCAGCCCAGCUGAUCCCAGGGGAGCUGCACGGCUCUGUCACAGUCCUGUGCCCCUCUGGGGACACCCAGGGCGGCCAGGAGAGGUUCUGGUGCAAAGUGGGCAGAAGCAGCUGCACUCUCGUGGCCAGCUCCGGUGGCUUUGUGGGCAGGAGGUACCAGGGACGGGUCGUGAUCAGCCCCCAGGACAGCUCUGGAGCUUUCAGAGUCCUGAUGAACGACUUGAAGAAGGAGGAUUCGGGGCUGUACGUGUGUGGGACACAAGGACCGAGGGGGCAGGAGAGCCCACAGGAGGUGGUUCUGCAGGUGGCCACAGCCUCCAUCCUGCCCAGGAGACCCAAAUUCCUCAGUGGCACGGUGGGGGGCUCGGUGACCUUCCAGUGCCACCACGACCCCCGGGGCACCUACGAGCAGCAGUACCUGUGCAGGUGGGAGGCAGGGAGCUGCCCCCUGCUGCUGGACCUGCAGGGCUUCGUGCUGGAGUCCUACCAGGGCAGGAUCCAGAUGUCCAGCAGCGGCCCCGGCAGCUCCACGGUGCUGCUGAGGCAGCUGAGGGAGGAGGAUGAAGGCUGGUACUGGUGUGGGGCCAGGAGUGGGGACUCUGAGCUCACGGCCCCCCUGAUGCUGCUGAUCCACAAGGAAACCUUCUCCUCACGAGACCCAGGAACGAGCCCCCCUGUGAGACCCACGGCACUAAAUCCUGCUGCCCACAGCACAGCCUGGCACAGGAGCGUGGCAGGGAUGGGCACUGUCCCCAAGGGCACCUCGAUGGGCACUGUCCCCAAGAGCUACACAAUGGGCAGUGUCACCCAGGACACCACCAUGGGCACUGUCCCCACGGGCACCUCGAUGGGCAGUGUCACCCAGGACACCACCAUGGGCAGUGUCCCCAAGGGCUCCAGCAUGGGCAGUGUCCCCAAGGGCUCCUCGAUGGGCACUGCCACCCAGGACAGCAGCUCCCCACUGCCCACUGCCACCCCUGGCACCUCUGCAGCCUCCCCAGGUGAAACCUUCCAGGAGAGCUCCUCAGGUGAGCCAGGGCUGCUCCCUGCUGUGUUACCAGCUCUGCUUCUGCUGAUUUGUGUCACCAUCACCAUCCUCACCCUGGCCAAAAUCAAGCUUCAAAAGCAGACAGGAGAAGAAAGAAGCACCAUGGGGAGCCUGGAUCCAGCUCAGGCUGGGCUGAGCCCUGGCAGGGAGGGAAGGAUGGAGGAGAAGCCAGGAGAAGAGCAGGAGUUCAGGAUGGGCUCUGGCAAAUGUAGGACAAUCUCUGCUAUCCUUGGAAAUAUCAGGAUGAUCAGCUUCUAUAGAAAAAUUCCUUUUCCAGGUGCCUGAUGAAGACUUGAGCCAGAACCUUCUGUGAAAGCCCCUGGGUGCCAGAGCUGGGAAUUUUCUCUGUGGAAAGCCAAGUCCCCAACACCUCCCAUUGCUCUCCUCAGAACCCAAAUCCCCUUUGCUGAGAGCUGAACCCCCACAGUGCCCAAAUUGCUCCUUGUUUUGCAGAAGAGAGAAUUAAAAACCACUCCUGAACCCAGCUAUUUGUGGGUUGUUUCCCUGAGGGAAAAGCAAAUCUGGGGAGGGGUGAGGAGGGAAGGACCUUUGUGGUUUCAGGGGUGCUCAUAUCAGAGAAUCACAAAAUGGUGUGGGUUGGAAAGGAUUGAGUUCUCAAAAAAAAAAAAAAAUAGGAUUUUCUAUUUGGUUUUCUUUUCAAUUCUGAUCCAUGGAGUAAUUUUCCAAACCACGUCUCACUUCAGUUUCUCAGACACCCACAUUCCCAAAGUGCUGUUUUUCCUUCACCUCUCCUGCAGGGAUAUCCCCA